UGUAAACACGUAUAUUUUUUGCAGUGAUAAUGUUUCUUCAUGUAUAUCAAAAUGAUUUUCAUUCAAAACGUUGAAGUGUUAAAACGGAUGUAUAAAUCUUGAAUUUUAGUUUGCUUGCAGCGGUUUGUAGUGUUUAGUUGUAUGAUUUAAAUAUCCAUCGUACAUGAACCGUGUGUUGUAACUUAAUAAAUUAUUCUAAAUAUGGUGUAUACGGAAAUCGAUUUUAAUGUCUAGAUUGAUGUAAAAACAAAACGUGACAGAUGGACAAGUGAAAAUCUUAACAACAAUAAAGAUGGAUGGAAUAUGGAAAGAGAAUUCCCCCGAACUAGUUCAGGAGAAUGAAGGAGACCAACUCCUGUCGACACCAAAGAAGAACUAUUGUCUCCGAUGGAUGUCUCUACUUGCCGGGGGAUUAGCUCAUGCUAUGUUGGCAUCCAAUCUGAUAUUCUAUGUCUACAUUAAUGAUAUCAAAGCCAAGUUUCACUAUAACCAGACAGAAGUGGAAUUAUUUGCAUCCAUGUUGAAUGCCGGAAUUGGUCUUGGGUUUCUACCCAAUUUAAUUGGUAGCAAACUGAAAUCUACGUGGAUAUUAGUUAUUGGUUUACUGUUGAGUACUGCUGGAUUACUUUUAUUGUGGAGUUCUACAAAGAUGGUGGCAUUUUAUGAGGGAAAGAGCUGGCUUAUGGCUUUAUAUUUUCUUAUUAGCGGUCUUGGAGGUUCUGUAGCGUACAUUAUGGCAUUACGAUUCAACGCAACACAUUUUGCAGAAGACAAAAGGGGUCGCAUAAUGGCGAUGAUGUUUAUUUUUAUUGAUAUCGGCAUGAUCAGCUUUACAGUUAUAUAUUACAAGGCUUUACCCGCUGCCACCAGAUUAGAAGGGUUUUUGAUUGUUGUGGUAUCUUUCAAUGCUGCCGUAUAUAUAUUUUGCAUGAUAUUCCUCAGAAAUACACCAUCUAAUAUCGGAGAAAUUACUGUUGCGAAAGAGGAACCACAUUCGUCUAAUUUCAAAUAUGAAGCAAUGGACACUGAGAACGCAUUGUCAGAAAAAUCCUUUUCGGAACUCCUCUGCACUAUUGAUUAUCAAUUGCUUGCAUGGAUGUGUUCAUCGGCAUUUGCUGUAUCUCUGUUGCUAAGCAACAAUAUGACAGUCUUAACAAAAGAACUUGACCUGACCUCUAUAGAUACUGUCAUCACGAUCAUGUAUCCACCGAUAGUUAUUGUUGCCGCAUUGGUAUUCAGUUUAGCAUCCGACAAAUUGAAGCAUACACUAACGAGGACGUCAUUUUUAAUCGCCGGAGUAGUAUGUUUAGCCAUCAGUUCGAUAUUAAAUGCUUUUUUAUCGUCAGGCAAGGGUGUUGUCAUCACUGCGGUAGUGUUAGCUGCUGUUGGAACAGGUAUAGUAUAUACCAUUGGACCUACAGCUAUGAGUGAAGUGUUCCACAUUGAUAAUUUAAUGCGGAACUGGGGAUUGGUAAUGCUUCUGCGAGCUGUUCUGAUAAUUAUUCUUCAUUUGAUUUUCGGUGAAAUAUAUGAUCUUGAAGUCAGUUCAGAUGCUUCAAUGUUUUGUAAAGGUUUACAUUGUACUCGUUAUGGAUAUCUUUUAACAUUUGGCGUGGCAGUUAUAGCCGUCGGCCUUGGAAUAAUAUUGAUUAUACGCAAUAAUUUAAGAAAUAAGAGAACAACGGAGAUGUGAUGAAGGAAUCAGCUUGUCGAGUCAUUUUAUUGUAAAACUAGUUUUAACUGCUUCUCAACAUAAGCUCUUUAAGUAAGAAAUUAAUAUUUGUACAACUUAUGUUUAUUUCAUUGGUGUUGCUAUUUUUCAAAGUAGAAAUACGAUUGAAUAACAUAACAAAAUAUCAUUUAUUAUUUAUUUGUCUGUUAAGGAACGGUAUUCCUUGAUUUAACAAAGCGGUACGUACUACUUGUUCAAUGUUAAGAUAUAUAGUUGUUGUUAUUUUUUUUUACAUGUAUAUUAAAAUUUUAUUUGAA
This is a messenger RNA of Mytilus californianus (California mussel), 1989 nucleotides long. RefSeq lists its product as uncharacterized. Gene Ontology annotation, molecular function: transmembrane transporter activity. NCBI's taxonomy places the organism in Eukaryota, Metazoa, Mollusca, Bivalvia, Mytilida, Mytilidae. Gene Ontology annotation, cellular component: membrane. Bases 293 to 1693 code for a protein of 466 amino acids. The transcript has 4 exons. Gene Ontology annotation, biological process: transmembrane transport. The record is from RefSeq and is a predicted model, not a curated record.